Messenger RNA from Colossoma macropomum (tambaqui), 4217 nucleotides. It is a transcript of the gene tmem108, whose product is annotated as transmembrane protein 108. Gene Ontology annotation, cellular component: early endosome; postsynaptic density; endosome membrane. NCBI's taxonomy places the organism in Eukaryota, Metazoa, Chordata, Actinopteri, Characiformes, Serrasalmidae. Gene Ontology annotation, biological process: dendrite extension; postsynaptic density organization; retrograde axonal transport. The record is from RefSeq and is a predicted model, not a curated record.
GUGUUCUUCUGAUUCUGUCAGUGCCGGAGAGGCUGGUAUCCUUCGCAGAGGAGCUCUACCCCAGCUGGACCCCCCGGAGCUUCGUCUCCAUGGUAACAACGAGCAGGGCCCUCCCCAUGGUCCCGGCAAGACUUCCUGACUGGAUGCAGACGCAGACGCCGACUCCAAGCCAGGAUCGCACCAUUCUAGCCAGAACAACCGUUGGGCCAAGUCCUGGAGACCAACUCCUUGGAACCAGGAUCAAGCAACAUGGGUCAAACUCUGCUGGACCCCAGUCUAACAGAACCAGCUCUGGUUCUGUCUUCACACCAUCCCAGGUCCAGAACUCCAGCACCAACUCUGCAAAACUGCCCAGUAAGCCUUUGCCUAUAAGCAAGGGGCCAGGGACGGAUCACGCUGGGGUGGUCAGCGGAAAGCAGACAGGAGUUACUGGUUCAGACUCUGCUAGCUCUGCUCUCUCAGGGACUGGCAAUGAUGUGGCCCCUUUGGCUAGGGGGCCCCAGAGCACAGAGUCUACCCAGCAAGGGGCCCCAACUAAAAGAGGGGACACCUUGCGCCAGGGGCAGGCAGGCGGGGAGCGUCAUGCUAUCACGCUGCGCAAUGCGCCCCCACUUACCGCAGGCCCCACGCUCCUUACUACUGCGGACAUCCCACUCGUGACCCAGCCUGGGCCCUCACAUCCUAGUCUGGCUUCAAAUUUGGCCACAGCCACCCCCAGUUCUGAAACAAAGACCAAGACAUCCCCCUCCUCUCCUUCCAACAUGGUUGCUGGCACGUCUGGCAGUGCAACAAAGACCGUAGGGGGCACUCAAGCACCAACCAACAUGUCCACUGACACUGACUCUUUCUCCCCACGGGGUAAUGCAAGAGGCUCCUUUAAUGGCAGUGAAGGUGCUUCAGGGAACGUUCAGCCGCCCCAAAAUGACUUAAACGCCUCUGAGUCGACCUCCACGGCUAAAGGGGACUUCCAGAACAGUGUGGUUCCUGGCACUGCACGAGGGCCCCUGGGCACAGGGAACCAGUCAGGCCCCACUGUGGACCCUUCCGAAGCCCGCACCACCAUCUGCCUGGGCAAGAUGGAUAUCAUAUGGGUGGUGUUGGCCAUCAGCGUGCCUGUGUCUUCUUGCUCCGUGCUGCUGACGGUGUGCUGCAUGAGGAAGAAGAAGAAGUCAGCCAGCCAGGAGAACAACCUGAGCUACUGGAACAACGCCAUCACCAUGGACUACUUCAGCCGCCACGCUGUGGAGCUCCCGCGCGAGAUACAGCCGCUGGAAACUGCUGAUGAGCAGGAGACGUGUCUGCCCCCGAACGGUGAUUACAGCGACAGCGGCGUCGUGCUGGUUAACCCUUUCUGCCAAGAGACUCUCUUCAUCAACAGAGACAAGGCCUCCGACAUCUGAGCAUCUUUAAACAGAGCCGGAAUCUCUCUGGCCUCUCGCCUGUCUCCUCUCUCCUUCUCAAAGGUGUUUUUUUAUAAUGUGGUGGACCUUCAGAGACUGCGCUUUAUAUAUGAUAUAUAUAUAUAUAUAGAAACCGGUUUUAAAGAGAUGAAUGAAUAAGACAAAAGCACUCUACCGUGAGGGUGAGCCCUUCACAUAUUUUUCUGAUGUACAUUUUCUACAGAUGCUUAAUUGUGAUAAGGGUUUUUAUGUCUUUUUGAAUCAAAAUGGUAUGUGUGUGGUUUCCGUGGCGUUCAAGUGGCUUCGGCGGAGAGUGGAACGUAGAGAAACGCGAUGUGUGCUGUUAAAAGAUGUUUGCGUGAUCUUACCCAAAACACUUAACCUGAUUACUUAAAGGAACAGUUAGGCGAAAGAUAGAGUUUACUCAGUUUUCCCCUUAUUACAGAUGUAGUCGAUCAGAGAAGACAUGUUUUGAGGUCUGAAUUUACCCUGAUGGCAAGAGGGUAGUGGACCACUGUUGGCUCGCGUUUUCUGGCCGGCCCACCAGUGGUUAAGCAGAGUAUUAGACAAAAUUCCACUUAUCGCUCAUUUUCUACUCAUAGUCCAGUUUACUUUACCAGCUUUCUUUAGUUAUACAUUGUAAAUUAGUUUAGUAAAUCAUUUUAAUCAGUGAAAUCAUUUUAACAGUGUCAGCAACAACAUUUUCUAUAAAAUCAUUUCACCUCAGGCCUAGUCAUUAUUUUUCUCUUAGUUGUUUGUAAUAUUUGUCUUAGGUUAUUUAUCUAAAAUGAAAAGCUCUGUGAAUUUAAAUCUGUUUAAGGAGAUUAAAAACUAGGUAGAGUUUAUAUGCAGUACAGUAAUCUGGGCGGUCCGAAGGUGGACCAGCAGGGGCAAAUAGCCAGCGGGGUGCCGACCUUAUCAAGCCAGUGGACCGAUAUAUGCUCGCUGUCUGGGUAGCUUCUUUAGCUUUAGCUAACUGCAGCUACAAGGCUAAUAUAGCCAAAUAGUAAAGGAAGCUUAUACCCCUCUAAUUAGCAUAUUGCACAUCGCAUCCCUAAAUGCUUAUAUAGGCGUGUAGGGGUGGGCAAUAUUGCAGAAAUAUAGCAUCACAAUACUUGAAGACAAUUUCACGAUACACGAUAUGUAUCACAAUAUUUAGUUUUUCUAAGAAGAGAAACAAAAACAUUUAAAAAUACUACGAAAAAUUAUAAACACAGUGAUUUCUGUUCAUUGUUUCACACUGUAGAUUGUACUAAAUACAUUUGAACAGGACUAAUUAUGCUCUCCUAUGAUGAAUUAUAGAUAACAGUGUGUCACAGAGUGUCAAAAACUACAUAGGCAUGAAUUUAAAGCUCAAAUCCGACCCGACCCUGAAUGCAUGUGCUAACAGGGGUAGAUUAUCACAGUGCUUACUUUUGAUAUUAAGUGCUUUAGUUAAACUCCAUGUUGUCAUAUGUUACACAUGUAAAAUGCAAAAACAGUAUUUAUUAGUGUUAUCUGUAUGUGUUUGUGGAGUUGCUGCUUGUACCCGGCAGAGAACAGCGUCCACCCUCCUCUGUUAGUCCUGUUGUGCUAAAGUUCCUCUUGCUACUGCUGCUACUGCAGAAAUGCUUAAAAGGGGAAUUCCACUGAUUAUUCAAAAUUUCUGUAUAAUUCCGUCAUUGAGAUGUGAACAAAGUAGUGAAUCGAUUCAUUAUAGAGAAACUUGUCAAUUGCUAUUUUAUUUACUAUAAACAAUAAACUUGAACUUCACUACGUGAAACCGAGUCCGAAGCUUUGGAGUCGACUCUCGAUUCCCAAAUUCCUGGAAGACAGGUUGAUUCUUCAUGGGACUGACUCCUAGCCCUUCUUCCAUUACUUGUUAGCUACAUUAGCCUCGUAGCUCCAGUGCAAAACUAAAGAAGCAAACAUGUCUAGACUGAUCAUCUACAUUUGGACCCAGGGGAUAUUCGUGUACAUUAGAUUUUGCGUCAAACUGUUCCUUUAAAAACUUAAGCCUGCCGAACUUGAAUUCCGUGUCUGUGGGGAUGCGAAGGUAGAUGGUAGAUGGUUUCGUGGACGGGUUCAGAGGGGUUACCAAAGUAGCUCUUGUCUUACAGUCGGAAGAGCCUUCCGACUCUAGGCCAGUCGAAGUCGUUUAGUCUGGAGGUGUCGUGAAGUAGAGAGAUUUUGAGACGGCUUUUCCCUUAAGAGUCACCAGCGCAGGGACUAAAUGGAAAUGUUUCUAGUCCCGUAGUUAAGCUGUUGCACACAGCGCUCUGUGUUUCUGUGUCUGACCGCAUGUCUCAUCUCUGGUUUCUCAUGUGUGUGUUCGUACGUCCGCGUGUGUGUACGUGUGUUAGAUUAGGGGUCAGUUUAAAUGUUACAAAAUCUCUUAAUUAUGCUUGAAAUACUUAAAUCUUGCGAAUCGAAACACAGCAUCUGGAUGCCAAUGUUGGAAAUGUCCCCUACAAAGCCCUGUGUUUUUCUGUUCACGUUACAAUGUUUGCUUGCUUGGUUGAGCCUGCAUUUAAAGCUGUUUUUAACCUGCCCUCGCUGACUUCACCUCACGGGUCAGAGGUCUACAGAUCAAGUGACCACAACACCAUUUGCGAAACAAGAGAAGGCGGAUUGUUCAGUAGGAAUGCAUUCGACUUGGCUGAACUCUAGAAAUCUCUGUAAUGCAGAUUGCUAUUUGUGGAGUCUGAGUGUAAUGUACAUAAACUUGGGCCUGGUCCCAUUUCUUAUUUUCACCCCUACCCCUUGUUUUCGAGUGCCUCCUUGCCCCUUAGAACUGAGUUAUAAGGGGUAGUGGUUGAAAUCUUCCCUCUGAAAUGG